Messenger RNA from Rotaria sp. Silwood2, 741 nucleotides. The record is from the annotation of a GenBank genome assembly. Lineage: Eukaryota; Metazoa; Rotifera; Eurotatoria; Philodinida; Philodinidae.
AUGAUUGUCGCUAUUAUGUUCUUGCUUUACACAAGCAAAUUGUAUUGCCAAGAUUCAACAGACGGGCCUUCUUCUUCUAGUGAAAAUUCUACUGACGCUGCCACGGCUAUUACUAUAACCGAGUCUCUGACUGGUGCUACCAAUACUUCUAUUGAUGAAUCUUCUACUAUUCCUGUCGGCUCUUUUACUACUCCUGACGACUCUUUGACUACUCCUGACACCUCUUUUGCUACUACUACUGACGACUCUUAUAUUGCUACUAAUGAGUCUCUUGCUAAUACUACCGAAGCUCCUACAAUAUCUGCCACGUCUUCUACAACAAUCGCUGCGUCGUCUACUACUACCAUACCUUUUACUACAAGUAUUGCAAGCCCUACUGUUUGUCCUCCCGAUCAAUUUCCAUUCGCUGAUACAUGCAUUACAGCAAGCCAGAAUGGUGGUGUUGUAAUUACCGCAUUCAUCUUAAAUAAUGCACGCUCAGCUUCAUCAUCAAAUAACCAACAACGAGAUUCUCGUGAUAAGUUCAAAAAUAGAACACCAAAUAAUAAUCAAACUACAUCACAUUCAACAGCAAUAACUGAUUUGAGUAAACCACAACAAACAAAAGUGUUAAAUAAGCAAUCUGCAACAAAACUAAAGCAGCGCGAACCACCAUCUGAUCUAUCCAAUGUAAAUGAACAACGGAAACCAAAGUUAAAAGGACAAUCUAAACCUACUGAUCUUGAUGAAGAUUUUUUCUAA